Myxocyprinus asiaticus (Chinese sucker) is the source of this 3551-nucleotide messenger RNA. RefSeq names its product solute carrier organic anion transporter family member 2B1-like. The coding region runs from base 143 to 2155 and encodes 670 amino acids. The transcript is spliced from 15 exons. Gene Ontology annotation, cellular component: membrane. NCBI's taxonomy places the organism in Eukaryota, Metazoa, Chordata, Actinopteri, Cypriniformes, Catostomidae. Gene Ontology annotation, molecular function: bile acid transmembrane transporter activity; protein binding. Gene Ontology annotation, biological process: sodium-independent organic anion transport; transmembrane transport; bile acid and bile salt transport. The record is from RefSeq and is a predicted model, not a curated record.
GAUUGUGCAAUCCUGAAAGCCCGCCCAGCUCAGCUAGAGUCCUUAAGCUUUACUUGACUUCCUAAAAGUCAAAGUAGGUUAGACUUUCUCCAACUCUUCAACCUCACUAAGCAAGCGGAUUGCCAUCUUGUGAGAAUAAGAAAUGACAGCAACUGAACUCCAAGAAAACACACAAACAGUGAGACCUCGAAGAUUAAUGUGUCUCUUUAACAAUAUCAAGUUCUUUAUACUGUGUCAUGGGAUGCUACAGCUUGCUCAGCUACUGGUGUCUGGCUAUCUAAAAGGGUCCAUAACCACUAUUGAAAGAAGAUAUGGAUUUUCAAGUCAAAAAUCAGGAUUGCUGGCAGCUUUCAAUGAGGUGGGGAAUACAGUUCUUAUCGUGUUUGUUAGUUUCUUUGGCAGCCGGGUUCAUCGGCCUAGAUGUAUUGGAACAGGAGCAAUGAUUGCAAGUGUGGGAGUGUUCCUUAUCGCAUUGCCUCACUUCAUUAGUGCAAAGUAUGAAUAUACAGACUCCAAUAGCUAUGCCAAAGAGAAUAGGUCUGGCAUUUGCCAAUCAGAGAGCAUAUUCCAAAGGAAAAUGGAAGUGUCUAACAAGACAUGUGAUAAAGAAAAGACUGAUGCUUACCUAGGAGUGUAUCCAAUACUUCUUUUGGGCCAGUUACUGUUCGGGAUUGGGGGAGUCCCCAUACAACCUUUUGGGAUUUCCUACAUUGAUGACUAUGCAAAAAAGAGGAAUUCACCCUUCUACUUAGGUAUACUCUUUGCAGUCACAGUAAUAGGGCCAGCAUUUGGCUACAUGAUGGCAUCUCUCCUGCUUCGUUUGUAUGUUGACAUUGACAAGAUGUCUUUUGAUAAAAUACUUUUGAAAAAUGAUGACCCCAGAUGGGUUGGAGCUUGGUGGUUGGGGUUCAUUGUGGCUGGCACCCUCCUAUUCCUGACAUCUUUGCCAUACCUGUUUUUCCCCAGAAAGAUGUUCAGAGAGGAAAUUGCUGAGGUCUCAGUGGAAUCAUCAUCUGAGAAAAUAUUGGAGAAGACAACCAGAACUGAAGCAGCAUCUGAAAUGUCUCUCACUCAGUUCCUAAAAAACUUUCCCAAAAUCACAAGGAGAACUAUGCGGAACCCAGUCUACUUGUUGGUUGUGUUGGCUCAGGUGAAUCUUGCUGCCAUGGUGGCUGGAUUAGCCACUUUUAUGGCCAAAUUCAUAGAGAGGCAGUUCACACAGACGGCCGCCUUCUCCACCAUGAUGAUAGGCGGUUUAAAUAUUCCCUCAGCCAUGUUGGGCAUUAUGGCUGGAGGGGUUAUCAUGCGCAGGUUGAGUCUGUCCAUAAAAUCUUCAGCUGCAAUGUGUACCAUAGCAGUUCUCAUUAGCAUGUUCUUCGCAAUUCCACUUCUUUUCCUUGGCUGCCCCACACAAAGAAUCUCUGGCGUCAAACAUACUGGAAAUGCCUCAGUUCAGCAAUGCACCAAUUCAUGUUUGUGCUCUGAUGAGGACUUCAACCCUGUAUGUGGCUCAGAUGGUGUGGAGUUUCGUUCUCCUUGUCAUGCUGGAUGCAUGACAGGAAUACCCUUUAACAGUACAGACAAAGUGUUGAACUACACAGACUGUAGCUGUGUGUCAUCAAGUGGCUCUCCAGGCUUUGCGUUACUAGGAACAUGUAAAAGUGGUUGUGCCGAUCACCUCAUCCCCUUCAUGAUCCUCUCCUCCAUCACAUGCUUUGUGGCUUCACUUUCUCAUACUACAUCUUUCAUGAUGAUACUCAGGACUGUGACUCCAGAAGACAAGUCUUUUGCCUUGGGAAUCCAGUUCAUGCUGUUUAGGGUGCUUGCAUUUCUCCCAGCACCGGUGUUGUAUGGCAGUGCCAUUGAUUCCACCUGCAUUUUGUGGGGAAAGAAAUGUGGAGAAAAAACAUCAUGUAGCUACUACAAUUUAGACCUUUUCAGACACAGAUUCCUGGGACUCCAGAUUUUCUUUAUAUUUGGUGGCUUCAUCUGUUUCCUCCUGUCUUUUCUGGUGCUUCGAAGGACAAAUUCAGCCCAGCUACAGAAUGAGCAGAUGAAGAGCCGGACUAAAAGUGAAAGCUCACCAGAAAUGAAAGAUGCCAUAGAGUCACUGGGCAAUUCAAAUAGACACUGCAAUACAGAAAAAUGUCCUUAGAGAGCAAAGAUUAGACAGAAGGAUGGGAAUGUCCAUUUGUAGAGCUCAAGGGAGUAAGGCGCUAGAGACCUUGAGAUUGGUCUCUCAACUUUAAAUAUUAACAGCUUGACUAUGUGUCAUAAGCUAAAACAGGCCAAGUUUAUGACAAAGGACGAAACCAGACUGUGAGUUUGCUUAUUUCUAUAAACAGCUGUCAUCAGUGAGACAUGAUAAUGCAGGGAAUAAUAGUUCUUCUGCCAAAAGCACAACAAGUGACCACUGUAGAAUAUUGUGUUUGUAAAACACAUCUCUUCCUAUAUAUAUGUUUACUUAAUAAUUUUCAUAUGCUAACAAUGUGAAAAAUUCAGUAGUGUUGUUUGAACUCUACUGAGUUUAGACCAAGUAAGGACAAGUAGCCAAGUAUAUUGAUAUAGACAGAAUUUCUGUCAUUUUGGUGCCUUUUAUUUAUUAGUAUAACUGUGAUGUGUUAUAACUGUGAUGGCAAAGCUGUAAAGCAAUUAUAUGCAUUUUCUUUAUUAUGAGGUGAAUGUAUACAUAUAGAGGCAUUCAUUUUUUGGUUUCAGUUUAUUUGGAAUAUGUUAUAUCUGUGUUCUGUGUGAGAAAGAUGUAUUCAUUUUGUUGCACCUGGCGCUUUUUUAUAUUUGAAUUGUAAUAUGGUACAUUUAUGGAUAACCAGUCACAUAACUGUAUGUGUGACAUACCUUAAAGGAAUAGUUCACCCAAAAAUAAUAAUUGUCUCAUUUUCUCACCCUUAUGUCGUCUCAAACUUGUAUGACUUUCUUUCUUCAGCGGAACACAAACAACGAUAUUUUAAUGGAGAUAUGAUGUCUGUUUGUUCAUACAUUGAAAGUGAAUGGUGACCAAAUUUUCUGGCUCCAAAAAUGACAUAAAGGCAGAAUAUCGGUCACCCAAAAGACUCCAAUGGUUUAAUCCAUGUCUUCUGAAGUUACUCUUUUUUUUUAGUAGUUGAUUUUGGGUGGAGCAGACCAAAAUAUAACUCCUUUUACACAAUAAACGUACAUCAACAGUUUUCUUGACAAAUCAUGAUUUCAAGUUUGAUUACACUUCCUUGCACCAUCUAACAUUCUGCAAGCUUGAAAUCAUGAUCGUACCUAGAGACUGCAAUGGCAAAAAGUAGUCAAAAAGGGGUUAUAUUUUGGUCUGUUCUCACCCAAAACUGAUGUAUCUUUGUUUGUGUUCCACAGAAGAAUGAAAGUCAUACAAGUUUGAGACAACAUAAGACUGAGGAAAUAAGAUAAUUAUUAUUUUUGGGUUAUUCCUUUAACCUUAUAAUCUUCAGCAUAGGCCUGUUUGUUUACUAAGUUUUUUUCUUUUUCACUUUAUUUUUUUUUAUUUUUUUUAUGUCACUUUGAAGUGUUCUGCUACAGUAUAACCC